This is a messenger RNA of Neoarius graeffei (lesser salmon catfish), 1194 nucleotides long. It is a transcript of the gene rxfp3.2b, whose product is annotated as relaxin family peptide receptor 3.2b. The record is from RefSeq and is a predicted model, not a curated record. Gene Ontology annotation, molecular function: G protein-coupled receptor activity. Gene Ontology annotation, cellular component: membrane. The transcript has a single exon. Gene Ontology annotation, biological process: immune response; G protein-coupled receptor signaling pathway. The coding region runs from base 1 to 1194 and encodes 397 amino acids. NCBI's taxonomy places the organism in Eukaryota, Metazoa, Chordata, Actinopteri, Siluriformes, Ariidae.
AUGGAGAGGAAUGACACGGGUCCGAGCGGCGCGUGCGAGAGCGAGGCGGAAUGCCGAGUUGCGCCGGAUAACUGCACUGGCGCGCUGGACGCUAAUCUUUCCGUGCGCUGCUGGCUGCAUCUGCUGACUAAAGAGUAUGACUCGACGCUCCAGGGCGACCCCUCGAGCCUGGUGUUGCGCGUUGCGAUCGCCCUCGUGUACACGGUGGUGUGCGCGCUGGGGCUGGUGGGCAACGCGCUGGCACUCUACCUGCUCCACUCGCACCAUCGGCAGAAGCAGAGCUCCAUUGACUGCUUCGUUAUGGGCCUGGCCUUUACUGACCUGCAGUUUGUGCUCACACUGCCCUUCUGGGCCAUGGACACAGCCCUGGACUUCCGCUGGCCCUUUGGUCGUGUCAUGUGCAAAAUUGUGAGCUCUGUAACCACCAUGAACAUGUAUGCCAGCGUGUUCUUCCUCACCAGCAUGAGUGUGGCUCGGUACUACUCCAUCACAUCAUCCCUGAAGAUGCAUGGACACCAGUCAGCUGCGAUCAGGGCCAAGUGGGUCAGUGUAGGCAUCUGGGCUAUGUCGCUCCUAGCCACGCUGCCACAUGCUGUCUACUCCACCAUCGCCCAGGUGGCCCCGGAUGAGGAGCUGUGCCUUGUUCGCUUCCCGGAGUCAGGCAACUGGGAUCCUCAGAAGCUUUUGGGCCUGUACCAGCUGCAGAAGGUGUUGCUGGGAUUCGUCAUCCCGCUGGUAGUGAUCACACUGUGCUACCUGCUGCUCCUGCGCUUCGUGAUGAGCCACAGGAUCCUUGGCAGCAUAAGCUCCGAGACUGAACAGGGUCGCAACAAGCGCCGGUCCAAAGUCACAAAAUCGGUUGUGAUUAUUGUGCUUUCCUUCUUUCUCUGCUGGCUGCCCAAUCAGGCGCUUACACUCUGGGCUGUGCUCAUUAAGUUUGAUAUGGUGCCCUUCAGCAAUGCCUUCUACAAUGCCCAGGCUUAUGCUUUUCCACUCUCUGUGUGCCUGGCACACACUAACAGCUGCCUCAACCCGGUGCUCUACUGCCUCAUUCGCAGAGAGUUCCGUGCCGGCCUUAAGGAGCUAGUGAUUAGGGUUACACCGUCUUACCGCAGCCUGGCACAGGUGUUCCCUCGAAAGGCAAAAGUGGCAGAGGCACCCGCUGUUUUAGUGUUAGUGCAGAUGGAUGUCUGA